Saccoglossus kowalevskii is the source of this 5394-nucleotide messenger RNA. RefSeq lists its product as uncharacterized. Lineage: Eukaryota; Metazoa; Hemichordata; Enteropneusta; Harrimaniidae. The record is from RefSeq and is a predicted model, not a curated record. Gene Ontology annotation, molecular function: nucleic acid binding.
AUGUCAUGGAUCAACCAGACAAUAUUCCGUAUCUCAAGUGCCAGUACGGCAUCAUCAAAGGCAAGAGCAGCAGCCAAGGGUGCAGCUUUGAAAGUUAGACUGCAAAGACUGGCCCAGACAGAAGCACUCGAACUGGAGGAGCUCAAAUUAAAGCAACAAAGGAUACGUUUCGAGCAAGAAACUCAGCUUGCUGAGUCAGAGGCGGAAGAACGGGUAUAUGAAGCCCUAGAGUCAAACCCAGUCGAAGAUGUCACAAAGGGAGAGGAGAAGCUGGGAUCUCAAGUGCUGUCGUUUGAAGACCCAUGGUGGUCAGCUCAACCCCCUCAAGGAAAUGUGAAUCUUCUUUCUCCACUCGGUGUGAAUGAUGUGACUUUGCCAUCCCCAGCACUACCUUUGACAACAGGUCAAUCAGGCACUCCUCAGAGCAAACAACAAUCCACUCAUGUGGAGGAGCAGUUAGUUAACAUCAGCCAACAGUCCACCAAGAGUCAGUCUGAUCAAUCAGCAAAUGUGAUCACUGAAAUGGGCAACAUAAUGUUCAGAAAAGAGCUAUUGAGUUCCAGUCUUCGAACUUUCAAUGACAGUGCAACUUCUUACAGGGCCUGGAAGGCAUUAAUGAUGAACACUAUAAGUGAGUUAAAUGUACCCCCCUCACAAGAGGUAAAUCUGAUUAUGCGAUGGUUGGGAAACAGUUCACGAGAACUGGUUACACCACUUCAAAGUGUUUAUGUAGACAAACCAAUCGAAGCUCUGAAACAUAUAUGGAAUCUCCUGGACCAAACAUAUGGUGCAGUAGAGGUGAUUGAACAAGAUUUGAUGAAUUGUCUACAAGAAUUUCCAAGGUUCACCAUUAAGGAAUCAAUCAAGCUGCAGCAUUUAGAUCACCUACUUCUAGAAGUUCUUCACAUGAAGGAGUCUGGAAAAUAUCCUGGUCUUGCCAGCCUUGACUCUGCCCAUGGGCUCAAUGUAGUUAUACAAAAACUACCUCCAAGCCUGAAAGUUUCGUGGAUGAAGCAUGGUGCUAGUUUCAAGACAAACAACAACGUUUUAUUUCCACCAUUUGAAGUGUUCUACAAUUUCAUUCAUCAAGAAUCAGUAAUGAGAAAUGAUCCAAGUUUCUCUGUAAUUUCCAAUCAACAAAAGGAAAGUGGUAGAUCGUUUGCAGUUAGUGUGUCACCUCACAUUUCUGAAUCAAAACCAUUUAGAAGGAACUGUCCCCUGUGUAGUUCUUCACAUUGGCUGUCACAGUGCGGGGAAUUCAAGGAGAAGUCAGUUGGGGAACGUAGGAGGUUUGUGCAAGAAAAGAAGCUGUGUCGCAAUUGCCUCAACCCUGGUCAUUUUGUUAGUACUUGCAGAAAGGGAAGUUUUUGCAAGCUGUGUGCUGAUAAGCAUUCAAGUUUUCUUCAUCCAGUUACGACACAUCAAACAACCACACCUAGUAAUUCGCCAGCAUCAUCUUCAAUUCAAGCUCAAAAUCUGAGUGAGUCGCAUCAGGGUACAUCUACAGCCGUUACUUGCAAAAAUAGCAUCAUUGGGUUUGCAGCAGUGCCUGUCAGUGUUAGGUGCUCAGGAGGAAGAAAAACUGUAAAGACAUAUGCAUUCUUGGACAAUGGAUCAAACAUAAGUUUCUGUACUGAAUCUCUUGCUCAGAAAUUAGGCGUCCAGGGUAAGAAAACCGAAAUUGACUUGAAGACAAUAGACCGCACAUCUACCAAUCAACGGAGACUACUAACACUUGAAAUCUCCAAUUUGAAUGGGGAUAUUGUCGUUAUGGCUCCCGAAGUAUUUACUAUUCCAACUUUGCCAGUGGACAGCCACACAAUUGCUAAGCAGGAAGAAAUCAAUAAGUGGCCACAUCUUGAUGGUGUUCAGGUGACAAAUAUUAAUGAAGAAGUUGGACUAUUGAUUGGCACUAACAUUCCAGAACUGCAUCAACCCCUUGAGGUCAAAACAUCAACUAAUGGUGGUCCCUAUGCUACACGAACAUUGUGUGGUUGGGUCGUCAAUGGUCCAUUAUAUAUAGGCCAACAAGAGAACAUGUGUAAUUUCAUUAACUCCAAUAGGCAAUGCCUAGAGUAUUCUUCUCUUGAUGAACAAUUUAAAACAUUUUGUAACAUUGACUUCAAUGACACUAAUAUAGGAAAAACUGUGAUGUCUCGUGAUGACUUGAAGGCCAUCAACAUCAUGAAACGAUCAAUUUGCUUCAAAGAUGGUCAUUAUCAAGUAGCUAUGCCAUGGAAGACAGAUCCUCAAGUGCUACCCAACAACAAGUCAAUGGCCUUGAAAAGGCUGAAUUCUCUCAAGGUUCGACUUGAGAAAGACUACAUUCUAAAGGUGAAGUACACCAAGUUCAUGGAAGGCUUAGUCCAGGACGGCUAUGCUAGAAAGGUGUGUUCCGCUGUAGGCCAUGAAUCAAGGUGGUUUCUACCACAUCACCCAGUCAUACAUCCUCAAAAGCCGGAGAAGGUGCGUAUAGUAUUUGACUGCUCAGCAAAAUACAAAGAUGUUUGCCUUAAUGACCUUCUUCUACAGGGGCCGGACUUAACCAGUUCCCUAAUGGGUGUGUUGAUGCGGUUUCGCCUCAGUCAAGUUGCCUUCUCGGCUGAUGUUGAGAAAAUGUUCUACCAAGUUAGAGUGCCUGAAACUGACUCCCACUACCUAACUUACCUUUGGUGGGAAAAUGGUAAUCUGAAUAAUUCUCCACAAGAAUAUCAAAUGCGGGUACAUCUUUUUGGUGGACGAUCGUCACCAAGUUGUGCCAAUUUUGCCCUUAGAAAUGUGGCAAAGGACCGUGCAGGAGAACAUGAGCAGAAUAUCACUAAUACUAUUGAAAACAACUUUUACGUUGACGACUGUCUCAAGUCUUUAGAUAGUGAAGAUGAGGCGAUUAGCACUGCUCUAAAUCUUAAGCAUCUGCUUGCAAAGGGUGGUUUCAACCUGACCAAGUGGAGUUCAAAUUCCGUAAAGUUAUUGAAUGCCCUUCAACAGGAUAAAUCAAAGGAUCUAUCAUCUCUGGGAGGUGGUGACUUGCAACGGGCUCUCGGAGUCCAGUGGUUCAUCAAGGAAGACAGUCUUGGCUAUGUUAUCUCUCCAAAACCCAAACCCAGUACACGCAGAGGUAUCUUGUCAGUGGUAGCUUCGGUGUAUGAUCCAUUGGGAUUGGUAUCUCCAUUUAUACUGAAGGCAAAAUUUCUGCUUCGAGAACUGUGCUUACUUAAUUGUAAAUGGGACCAAGACAUUCCUAAGAAAAUCGAGAUUGAGUGGAACAAAUGGCUGUCUGACUUGAGCCAUCUGACAACAUUGAGAAUUCGGCGUAGUUAUAAAGAGCCGAAACUUGGAGCGGUUGUGUAUCGAGAACUACAUCACUUUGGUGAUGCAUCAUCAACGGGUUAUGGUGCUGUUUCCUAUCUUUGUCAGAAGGACGCAGAAGGUAUAUUCAGUUGUGCGCUUGUCGCAGCAAAGUCUCGCCUUGCCCCCGUGAAAAUGCAGACGAUCCCAAGAAUGGAGCUCCAGGCUGCAGUCUUAGCAUGUCGCUUGGACCAGAUGAUUCGCGACGAACUUCAGGAGAUCAAGAUCGAUAAAUCUAUUCUAUGGACGGACAGCACAUGCGUCUUACGAUACAUAAAUAAUGAAACAACACGCUUCAAAACGUUUGUGGGCAAUCGCAUUGCAACUAUCUUGUCUCAUACUAGCAAGGAUCAAUGGCACUACAUUCCUUCAAUGCAGAACCCAGCAGAUCUUGCUUCUCGUGGGAUGAGGGCAAUGGAAUUAAUUAAGAGUGAUCUGUGGUUCUCUGGACCAGAGUUUUUGAAACAAGACGAAAGUGAAUGGCCACAAUAUCCUGCUGACCUGGGUAUCUCUGAAAGGGACCCAGAAUUGAAGGCUGUAUCUAUGGUUUCAGUUAGAAGGGAUUGCAGUGUUAGUUACUUAAUGAAUCACUUCUCCAGCUGGCCAAAACUAAUAAAGGUUGUAGCCUGGAUACUGAGAUGGAAACACAUUGUCGAGUCAAAGGGAAAAGGGGUCGCAGGACCAAUCUCAGUGGAGGAAUGGAAGGGUGCUGAAAUUUCUAUAGUGAAGUAUAUCCAGCAACAGUCAUAUGCAGCUGAAGUUCAGUCCCUGCGCAAUGGUCAACAAGUUAAUUCAAAUAGCCCAUUGGUAAAAUUUGACCCAAUUCUAGUAGAAGGUGUUAUGAGAGUUGGUGGCAGACUGAGAAAUGCACAAAUUAAUGAAGAUGCAAAACAUCAGAUAAUCUUACCAAAGGGUCAUCAUGUCACAACACUCAUUGUUCGCCACUAUCAUAUUUGUACUGGUCAUUCUGGUACAAAUCACACUCUUAGUGAAAUCAGACAAAGGUUUUGGCCCAUUGGUGGGCGUGCAACUGCCAAAGCAACUUCAAGGAACUGUGUUGAUUGCCGGAAAAGACAUGCUCGACCACCCAAUCAGAAGAUGGCCGAUUUGCCAAUAGAUAGAGUUACUCCCGCCUUGCCUCCCUUCACUUGUGUAGGCAUUGAUUGCUUUGGACCCUUCUAUGUCAAAAAUGGAAGGUCCAUGUUGAAGAGAUAUGGUAUAAUAUUCACCUGCCUUACAACUCGAGCUGUGCAUCUCGAGGUAGCUUAUUCACUGGACACAAACUCAUUUUUGAAUGGGUUGCGGCGAUUCAUAGCUAGACGUGGUAAGCCACAGCUAAUUAGGUCCGAUAAUGGAGGAAAUUUUGUGAAAGGUGAAAGGGAACUGCGAUUGGCCAUAGAGAACUGGAAUCAAGAACAAAUUCACCAAUACUUGCUACAAAAUCAGGUUGAGUGGAAAUUCAACCCCCCAACAGCAUCACAUCAAGGUGGUGUAUGGGAACGUUGCAUCAGAACUGUGCGCAAGGUGUUGAGUACCUUGACAACUGAACAGACCGUCAAUGAUGAAGUCCUUCACACACUUUUCUGUGAAGUUGAAAUGAUAGUCAAUGGGAGACCUAUUACGAGGUUAUCAGAUGAUUCGAAGGAUUGUGAAACCCUCACACCAAACCACCUGCUCUUGCUGAGAGCAGGACCGAAACUUCCACCAGGAGUAUUUGUCAAGGAGGACUGUUACGUGAGAAAGCGUUGGCGCCAAGCACAAUAUCUUGCUGAUGUGUUUUGGCAUCGAUGGAUAAAAGAGUAUUUACCGGCUCUUCAGGAGAGACAAAAAUGGCGCAAAGCAAGAGAUAAUGUCAAGAUGGGCGAUGUUGUUUUGGUUCAUGAUCCAUCAGCUCCAAGAUGUUCAUGGCCUCUUGCUCAGGUUGUGGAAGUAUUUAGAACCACCUCAGAUAAUAUGGUUCGCUCAGUGAAGUUAAGAACAUCAACUGGGAUGCUAGUAAGACCAAUUACGAAGAUUGUGUGCCUUGAAAUUUCUGGAAAAGACUAG